Agrilus planipennis (emerald ash borer) is the source of this 1868-nucleotide messenger RNA. Its product is annotated as short-chain dehydrogenase/reductase family 16C member 6. Lineage: Eukaryota; Metazoa; Arthropoda; Insecta; Coleoptera; Buprestidae. Gene Ontology annotation, molecular function: oxidoreductase activity, acting on the CH-OH group of donors, NAD or NADP as acceptor. The transcript has a single exon. Gene Ontology annotation, cellular component: lipid droplet. The record is from RefSeq and is a predicted model, not a curated record. Bases 199 to 1167 code for a protein of 322 amino acids.
UAGUUUCAAGUUUGCGCAUGGUCGAGACAAUUUAAGAUAAGCCACCUACAGUCGCAUCGAUUUCGUGACGGAAUCAAACUUAAUAUUUCGUACUUAGCGUACCGGCUUUGAAUGCAUUUGGGUAAUAAUUUGCUUUAAUUGUCAUUGUUUUCAUACGAUACUGUGCACUGAUACAAUACAAUUGGAAUAAAGACAAAAAUGAAUUCGGAUGUGACAAACUGGUCACAGACCAGCGCCGAAAGAUCGGUUGGCCAACAAGUUCGAGAAAUAUUGGAAAUCAUUGGCGAUACGUUGCUUCUUUUUUUGAGGAUUUUCUAUUUUGUGGCUGUCAGUGUUUACAAGAAAAUUGUUCCUCCAGCUUUAAAAGAAGUAAAAGGAAAAGUCGUUGUUAUAACUGGGACUGGGCAUGGAAUUGGUAGAGAGUUAGCUUACCUUUAUUCCCAAGAAGGUGCCAUCGUCGUGGGACUGGAUGUUAACGAAAAAGGUAACGAAGAAACAUUUAACGAGAUAGUCCGGAAUGGACACCAAAAAGGCUGUUGGUACACUUGUGACGUCUCGAAGAGGGAAAAUGUCCUGGAAAUAAGUAAAAAAAUUACAAAAGAAGUCGGCGACGUAAGUGUUUUGAUUAAUAAUGCCGGUAUUAUGCCUUGCCAUCCUGUGGAAAAACACACCCCCGAAGAAAUCGAGCGGAUAUUUAAGAUUAACGUGAUAGCUCAUUUCUGGACGCUAGAAGCGUUUCUGCCCAUUAUGAAGAAAAAUAAUGAUGGUCACAUAGUUGCACUAUCGUCUUGUGCGGGGUUGUUUGGGUUAAAAAAUCUGGUUCCUUACUGCGCUUCUAAAUUUGCAGUUAGAGGGUUGAUGGAGGCUUUGUACGAAGAAAUUCGAGUUGCGCCCAACAAUCAGAUAAAAACUACCAUUGUUUUUCCUUAUAUGACUGAUACUGGACUUUGCAAAAAUCCGAAAAUAAGAUUCAAAAACUCUAUGAGGUUAUUAAAUCCUCAGCACCUAGCACAGGAAAUUAUGCGGGCUCAAAGAAGUGAUAUUUUCGAAAUUUCUGUGCCAAGUUAUCUUCAAUUAUUAAACAGUACUAGCGAAAUGUUACCUCACGAUGCUAGAAUUGCCAUUGGAAAUUAUUUGGACACUUACGUAGAUUCGGAUUUGAAGUAAAGAAGAAUAUUUCGAGAAUAAUAAUUAUAGUACUUAUUUAAUAAUACUUAUAGGUAAUGAUGUAGAAAGGUUAAAAAUAUUCAUGUCUUUGUUAUGAAUUACUUAAAUAAAUAAUUAACUUGGAAUAAUAUGUUACUGUGAUUUGUAAUAAUAACUUAAAAUGUGUUAAUGUUUAUAUAAAAUUAUCGACUUGUAGCGAAAAGGUAAAACAUAUUCUAAAAAGGCCUACUUAGAAAAUACGUAAGGAGUAAAUUAGAACACAUUUGUUUUUGAUUUCAGUAGGAACAUUUUUAAAUAAGCAAAAUUCACGCAUUCUUUUUAUAGAAAAUGUAACUCUAUUUUUAUAUAUUUUCGUUAUUCGCAGUCACAUACAAAUACACAUAUUUUUUCAGAUAUUUUAAAUGUUUUUAAUUAUUUACGAAUAUAGAACACAAAAGUUUCAAGAAAAAUAUAGUGAUGAAUCAUUCGAUGAUGCCAUGGUGUGGUGAUAUGAUGUUAUUGUUGUGAAUAUAAUAUAUUUUGUGUUCUAUUUUCGAGGAUAACUACCUAUAAGUUUCAACAUGCAUAUCAGCUAUCACUCUAGAAAGUUUAAAUAUUUUUAAGUAAUGUAAGUUAAAGCUUUAUUAAAUUCUUUAUUAGAACUAGUUUUAUAGCUGUAUGAUUUUUGUACGAAUGUAAAAAUUAAAGACCUGUUAACAAGA